GCACCUUUCAGGACACACUGUUGUGGCGGGGUCCUUUCAACCCAGCGUCCCUCCGCAUGUGUGAUCCAGCCCCGUCGCAGAGUUGCUGUGCACCCUUGGUGUGUGUCAGAAACUGAGUUUGAACCGGGCUGGUUUGAAACCAGAACCGCAGGCUUGUGAACGACCGGGUCGGCACAUCGAAACCCCGCUUAGACAGGGAGAGAAAUCAAGCGUGUUCGGCGAGAUGUGGGGUCGUUGCGUCUUUCAAGGGGUAAUACGAGAACUAAACCAGGCGUCUGCCGGGCAUGUGAAGAGCUUUUCAAUCACAGCAUGCAGGGGCACGGUGAAGGUGCAGCGCUGGUGGCAGGUUCCUCUCUCGCAGGAAGGCAGAGACCCGAAGCUGCACCCGCGGAGACACCGAGUGUACCGGCUGGUGGAGGACAGCAAGCACAGCCCCAGAGAGAAGCUGGAACUCAUUCUCACACAGACCGUGGCCAAGCUGGGCGGUCGAGGGGACACGGUCUCUGUGAAGAAAUCUCUCGGGAGGAACAAGCUGCUCCCGGAGGGGCUGGCCGUCUACGCCUCCCCUGAAAACAAGCAGCGUUUCGAGGAGGAGAGGAGGAUGCUGAGAGAGGGGAAGCCAGAGGAGAGGGUGCAGACCAGGACUGGAGAAUUGACGGUGGCGUUCUUGAAACAGUGCCACCUGGAGGUGGGGAUGAAGAAUAACGUCAAGUAUGAAUUGACCAAGGACAUCGUUUGCCGGACUCUGCUCAGAAAGCUGGCUGUCUGUGUUCCGCUUCAUGCCCUGACCCUGCCAGAGGAGCCAAUCACGAGGUGGGGGGAGUACUGGUGCGAGGUCACGGUGAACGGAAUCGACACGGUCCGCAUCCCCAUGUCCGUGGUGAACUUCGAGAAGCCCAAAACCCGGAGGUACAAGCGCUGGCUGGAGCAGAACCCAACCGGAACCGGAACCUGGGACACAGAGUCCGCCGAUCCCGAGAAAGAAGACUCGUGAACAGGCUGGCGCUCUGACGUCGGCGCGCCGUAUUUAUUCGUAACUCUUUGUAACGUUCAAAUCCCCUCCCGUUUUAUUAAAUCUGCCCCCCCACCCUUA
Molecule: messenger RNA, 1093 nt
Organism: Acipenser ruthenus (sterlet)
Lineage: Eukaryota; Metazoa; Chordata; Actinopteri; Acipenseriformes; Acipenseridae
Product: large ribosomal subunit protein bL9m
Exons: 7
Coding region: 224-994 (256 amino acids)
Biological process (GO): translation
Cellular component (GO): mitochondrion; ribosome
Molecular function (GO): structural constituent of ribosome
Source: RefSeq, a predicted model, not a curated record